AUGAAAACUAAACGGACUGACAUCAUCAGAUUCAGCUGUCACAUACAUUAUUUUAGAUACAGCAAAUCCAGAAUAAGGAACACCACCGCUGAGGAUCUUCAGGUGGCCAACUACGGCGUGGGAGGACAGUACGAGCCUCACUUUGACUUCGGACGGAAAGAUGAACCGGAUGUGUUUGAAGAGUUGGGGACAGGAAACAGAAUCGCCACCUGGCUGCUUUACAUGAGUGACGUACAGGCAGGGGGCGCCACCGUCUUCACUGAUGUUGGAGCUUCUGUCCGGCCCAAAAAGGUACAGUUCACUUUAGUGCUGCAGCUCCAUCAAGCCUCUGACAGGGUAAAGAUCAGUAAUUGAUUGUAAUUGUACAAUAUACAUAGAAAAAAACUCAUGAAAUGUUGAUCAACUACAUGAGGACGAUAACUACAAUCUGCUCAAAUGUUUCUGAGCUAAUUUAAACCUACCUGGUUCUAUUUAUAAACAGAUUACACUUCAUUAAUAAAUAUAAUACUUAAUAUAUUUAAUACUUCAUAUAAAACAUGAAGAUAUAUUUUAAAUGAUCACAACGGUGUUAAAUUGUCAGUUUAUUAUCUGCUGCUCAUAAAUCAUAAACGUGGGCGGUAAAGUUUACUGAUUAAUGGAUUCUAACAUGUAAAUGUGUUGAUAGUUUAACUGCUCAGUUUAAGGGUUAAAAACUCCUGUAAAUGAAAGCAUGAAACAUGAAAGCAUAACUUUAAUUUUUAUCAUUUUUAUCAGGCUCUUUUCAGUGUUCAGUUCAGGGAUGAUUUGGUCCAUUUUGAAUAGUUUACACAAUAUAUGCCUUAAAGUGUGCAGAUCGCCCUUAAUUUCAUUAACAAACACUGAAUCUGGAAAUGAAACAAAUGAAGAACAUGUGAUGUAGUUUUGUAUGUUUAUUACCUUAAAUCCUUCAGUAAACACCAUGACAUAUGAGAAUUCAUUCAUUUAUACAUUCAUUCAUCCCGAAGUUGGGAUGAACCCCUGAAGUUCCACAUAAUAAACAAUAACUGAAAGAGUCAUGUUCUUCUAAAUAAAUAAAUACAAUAAAUAUUUCUAAAUUAAACCCUUAAUAUAGCACGGUCUAGAAAUACUACGUUAACACUGAAGUACAAGUACCUUAAAACUUUACUUAUGUACAUGUGGACAUGUGAGUGUUGUUUUAACUCACAGUUUAAAGGUGCAGCUGGUCACCUGUCCAUCAUCACUCCCUCACAGAGUCUCUGACCUCAGAUCUGCUUCACUGCUGCAGAAAACAUGUCCGCCUAAUACACAACUUCAUUUCAUGCAGAGAAAUGUCUGAGCUGCACUCCUGUUUAUGUGUGAUACAGAAAUGACUGUUUAAAGAAUAAAUGUUCUAUAGUAUGUGUUUCUAAUCAGAAUAAAUAAAGU
Messenger RNA from Micropterus salmoides (largemouth bass), 1404 nucleotides. Its product is annotated as prolyl 4-hydroxylase subunit alpha-1-like. Gene Ontology annotation, biological process: peptidyl-proline hydroxylation to 4-hydroxy-L-proline. Bases 1 to 354 code for a protein of 117 amino acids. Gene Ontology annotation, cellular component: endoplasmic reticulum. Gene Ontology annotation, molecular function: L-ascorbic acid binding; procollagen-proline 4-dioxygenase activity; iron ion binding. The transcript has 4 exons. NCBI's taxonomy places the organism in Eukaryota, Metazoa, Chordata, Actinopteri, Centrarchiformes, Centrarchidae. The record is from RefSeq and is a predicted model, not a curated record.